AUGAAGCAUCAAAGACAUCACAAGAAUGACUUAAAUUCCCAAAAACUUCUUGUUGCAGUGGAUAAGGUUACCUUCUUUUCUUCUUCUUCCUUAUCGACUGUUCAACUUGUUGAGGAUAUACAAAACCUCGAUUGCCCUACAAACAGUAUACCAGAUCACUAUUGCCACAUUUACGGUUCUUGUAAUGGGUUGGUUCUUGUUGGCAUUUUUGAUCGAUAUGAUAAACAACUUCUGUUGUGGAACCCUUCCAUGAGAGAAUCAACAGUACUUCCUCAUCCAGAAUUUGUAACAAGGUACUCUACUUUUGGAUUAGGAUAUGAUGCAACUAGUGAUGACUAUAAGGUCCUUAAGCUAGACCAAGGUUAUUCAGAUGAUAUCCAUCUCCAACCAUCCUAUGAAAUUCUCGCGUUAAAAAGUGAUUCCUGGAGAAAAAUUCGUAACUAUCCAAGUAGAAUUUCUAACACGGGAUAUACGUUGGAGAUUGAGCCUAAAUUUGAUGAGGAUCACAAUAUGGAACCUUUGGCAUUUCUAAAUGGAGCAUUUCAUUGGGUUGGUUUUUCGGGAGUUCUUUGUAUUGUUUCGUUUAGUUCUUCUUCAGAUAAUAUGGUGUUUGGAGAAAUAUCGUUGCCAGAGCCACCAACGUUCAGAAUCUACAGGUUAGGGAUGAAUUCUGAUUAUGGCGUGUCAGUAUUGGGAGGAAUGCUUUGCUUUUAUUGUACUCAUUAUCAAUGGCAGAUGGACGGCAUUUUUAAGUUGUGGAUAAUGAAAGACUACGGUGUAAAGGAAUCUUGGACCGAGAUUUUUACUCUAAAAGAGACUCGUUUUCAUUCAAUCAUACCAAAAUAUAGGUUUGCGGAUGGUGAAUUUCUACUCUGCUGCAAAUUGGAUGGUCAUUCUGUAUUUAGGACAUCCAAAGGACCAUUUGGAUUAUGGCCUCAAAUUGGUAUUCAUCGAGACGGUGUCGUUUAUACAGAAAGCUUGAUUUCUCCAAAAUCACUUCUUCAACGUGUGAUUAAUCAUGUAUGA
Solanum tuberosum (potato) is the source of this 1026-nucleotide messenger RNA. RefSeq names its product F-box protein CPR30-like. Bases 1 to 1026 code for a protein of 341 amino acids. Lineage: Eukaryota; Viridiplantae; Streptophyta; Magnoliopsida; Solanales; Solanaceae. The transcript has a single exon. The record is from RefSeq and is a predicted model, not a curated record.